CAAACUGGGACAGCAUAAAGCCAGGCUUGGCUUCAGCUCUAAGCCAAACACCUUCCUGACACAAUGAGGACCAGCGGCUUCUUGGUCCUGGCGGUGAUCCUCAUCAUUGGGACGCUGGCAGCACAGGCAGCUGUCGUAGCAGCUCCUAGGAAAGGUCAAGACGCCGUCCAAGGUCAUGUUCUGGACAGAGACCGAGAUCCCAUUGUAGGACGGGUACCAGUGAAAGGUCAAGAUCCAGUCAAAGGUCCCUCCAUCAAGUCUGGGUCCUGCCCUGAUAUUAAGAUACGGUGUGCCAUGCUGAACCCCCCUGACCGCUGUCACAGCGACUCUGAGUGCCAAGGGGCCAAGAAGUGCUGUGUGGGCGCCUGUGGAAGGGCCUGCUUGGACCCUCAAUGAGGUGGUGCCUGUCCUCACUGUACCUGUCAAGUCCCCAGAGCUGCAAGAUUUGGUCUGGUCCUAGGCUCCUGCAGUGCUGCCCUCUCCCUCACUGCCAUUCUUCCUCUCACUGGAGAACCCAUGACUGGGUGGCCUCUCUCAUCCACUUUCCAAUAAAAAAAGACCUUUUGCACCAUU
This is a messenger RNA of Tupaia belangeri chinensis (Chinese tree shrew), 573 nucleotides long. Its product is annotated as elafin-like. Gene Ontology annotation, molecular function: serine-type endopeptidase inhibitor activity. NCBI's taxonomy places the organism in Eukaryota, Metazoa, Chordata, Mammalia, Scandentia, Tupaiidae. The coding region runs from base 64 to 396 and encodes 110 amino acids. Gene Ontology annotation, cellular component: extracellular region. Gene Ontology annotation, biological process: innate immune response; antibacterial humoral response. The record is from RefSeq and is a predicted model, not a curated record. The transcript is spliced from 3 exons.